Molecule: messenger RNA, 670 nt
Organism: Colletotrichum navitas
Lineage: Eukaryota; Fungi; Ascomycota; Sordariomycetes; Glomerellales; Glomerellaceae
Product: calpain
Exons: 2
Coding region: 169-570 (133 amino acids)
Cellular component (GO): nucleus
Source: RefSeq, a predicted model, not a curated record
CUCGUUCAUGCCGACAAGCUUCGCUAUACCUGAUCUUUUCGACUUCGCCAUCCACAUCAGCAAUAAGUCACGUAAUUUAUUGGGCAUUUCCCAUACACAAGAUUGGGCGCAGCGCCAAAUUGCACCACCUGCGCCCCAACUUGCAUACGUGGGGCGAAGCCUGCCAUUAUGGAUUCGAGAGCUGUGAAUCUGCCAGCCUCCCUUGACGACGUCAGGAUCGAGAAGCUGCCGCCAUCGUCUUUUUACAUCGCAAACUUUAUAUCAGAGGAGGAGGAACAAUUCCUGUUGCAAAAGAUAGCUGAUGCGCCGAAACCACGCUGGAAACAACUGACUCAUCGACGUCUUCAAACGUGGCCGUCUGAUCUCGUCAACAACAAGCUGAUUGACGCCUCCUUGCCACACUGGCUUCAAGAGCCCGUGGUCUCGCGAAUUCUUUCCUUGCCUCUUGUCGCCGGUCCUGAUUCGUCCAAUCUCUUCGCCGACAGCCCUCACGAGCGGCCGAACCAUGUGUUGAUUAACGAGUAUCCUCCUGGAGUUGGAAUCAUGCCGCAUAAGUUGAGUACACGGUAGGUGGUUGAUGUGAGGAGCUUUUGAAUCUCAUACUAGCUACAGGACGGGUCUGCUUAUCAUCCAGUCGUGUGCACUGUCAGCCUUGGAGCAAGCCUGUGCC